AUGAACUACCAAAAGAAUCUUUUUGCAUAUAUCAAAAGCAGCUUCAAUCAGGUCCUUACAGUAGAUGACAAAUUUGGAGGUAGACCUGAACCUUUGAGAUGUAUGGAACAAUUUCGUGUUGUUGUUGAUAGGUGUCGCCUAAUUGAUUUAGAUGUUUCUGGUUGUACGUUUACUUGGACAAACAAACAAGAGCCUGUCCUUUUGAUUAAGGAGAAAUUGGAUCGUGCACUUUAUAAUGUUCAUUGGAGACACUAUUUUUCUGAUGUUCUUGUUCGGAAUUUACCGAGAGCUCAUAGUGACCACUGCCCAGUUCUUGUUUCUCUGCAUGGUUUGACUAGUAGUAAUCCUUCUGUUCGACCUUUUCAAUUUGAAGCUGCAUGGCAAUCUCAUGCUACUUUUUCGUCAGUUUUGUCAUCUUCCUGGGAUACUGCAAAGACUUCUAAUCACUCCCUAUCUCAUCUUCGUGGGGUGCUGGGUGAUUGGAAUAGAGACAUAUUUGGAAACAUUUACAAGAAAAAGUGGCAGUUCAUGGCCCGUUUAGGUGGUGUUCAGUGUGCUCUUGAAACUAGGCCGAAUCUUUUCUUGUAUCGGUUAGAAAAGGAGUUAACUGCUAAGUAUAAUUUGGUUUUGUCACAAGAAGAGAUGAUUUGGUUUCAGAAAUCACAGUCUAAUUGGGUCCAAUUUGGGGAUCGUAAUACUAAAUUCUUUCAUACCACUACUUUGAUAUGCCGAAAUCGGAAUAAGAUCUCAGCUUUGAAAGGUGAUAAUGGUGAUUGGAUUGUUGAUUCGGAGAUAAUUAAACAACUUGUUCUAUCUCAUUUCCAAUUGGUUUACCAAGCGGAAAGGAUUGAUGUUGACUUUGAGAACUGUUGUCUUAAAAUUCGCAUGCCUUUGAAUGAUGAGCAGCUCAUGCUUUUGUCUCAUGUCCCUCAAGAAGAUGAGAUUCACAGUGCCCUUAAGGCUAUGACCCCUUAUAAAUCGUCGGGUCCUGAUGGAUUUCAAGCAGCCUUUUACCAAGCUAACUGGGAGGUUGUACGGGAGUUGGUCUAUAAUUUUGUGAAGAAUGCUUUUAUUACGGGGCAGUUUGAGGAAGAUCUAAGCCGAGUUUUGAUUGUGUUAAUUCCUAAAGUCGAGUCUCCGGUGAAGGUAACUCAGUUUCGACCUAUUUCACUAUGCAAUGUCAUGGUCAAACUAUUAUCGAAAUUUUUGGUAAAUCGACUUAGGCCAAUGCUUAAAGAUUUAAUUUCUCCAACACAAAGCAGUUUCAUUCCUGGUCGUGGUACAACUAAUAACAUCAUUGUGAAGGUCAAUUUUGCGAAGUCUCUUGUCUAUACUUCGCCAAAUGUUCCUCCACAGUUGAUGAGUAGUAUUGUUGCUCAAACUGGCAUAUUCUUUUGUGAUGGUUUGGGGCGCUAUUUGGGAGUUCCCUUACAUCAUUCUAGGGUAUCUCACCACACAUAUGAUCAUCUUAUUGAUAGGGUGAAGAAGCGUUUGGCAUCAUGGAAAGCUAAUAGUUUAUCUCUUGUAGGCAGGGCAACCCUUGUAUAUAUUCACUCGGCCAUGAAUAUUGUUCUCCAAGGCAUUGCUAGGCUUAUUGGUGAUGGAUUCACUACAUCCUUUUGGAGGGAUAAGUGGUUGGGGGGGGGGGUGCUUUUUUGGCAAAUAUAUGUGAUGUUGAGGUUUCGAUUUCAAAUGCAAACGGAGUUGGUUUCGGACUAUGUCUCUUCAUUGGGUUGGAUUUGGGAUAAACUUCAAUUACUUCCAAUUAAUAUUCAUGAGGAAUUAUCCCUUGUUUUGCCUACUCAUGGGGAGAUGGAUCGAAAUUAUUGGUUAGACUCAUCUGAUGGUUUGUUUUCUGUUUCGUCUACCUAUAAGUUACUUACUAGUGAGCCCAUUGAUGAUUUUGGUUGGAAGAAACUUUGGAAGAUAGAUGUUAUGCCCAGAGUAAAGCAUUUUCUGUGGUUGGUUCGACAUGAUCGUCUUCUCACUAGAGUAGCUUGCUUCCGCAGACAUAUUACUCCUGUUGCAACUUGUCCUAGAUGUGGGGCUACUGAAGAACCUGUUCUUCAUGUUCUUAGAGAUUGUGGCACGUCUCAAUCAAUUAGGUCUCGUUGGUUACAUGGUGCCAAGUUGGUUCGUUUUAAUUCUUUGAACUUGAAUGACUGGUUGCGUUACAAUUUUGCUUUGAGUAGAUUCUGGGUGGAAUCUCAGAGUUUUCGCGAAAAAUUCUUAAUGAUAGCAUGGGGGCAUGCCAGUCAAUUUGCUGAAAUUGACAAAGAGGAUGUAAAAACUAAAUCUGGUGUGCGUAGCAGCAGAGAAAAAGAUCAGAGCGAUUUGUGGGGACUACAUCAAAGUCACACCGGAGAAUUUAAAUCAUUGGAUCCACAAGAACAAGACUUCCUAAAAUAG
Messenger RNA from Corchorus capsularis, 2409 nucleotides. NCBI's taxonomy places the organism in Eukaryota, Viridiplantae, Streptophyta, Magnoliopsida, Malvales, Malvaceae. The record is from the annotation of a GenBank genome assembly.